Molecule: messenger RNA, 1644 nt
Organism: Diuraphis noxia (Russian wheat aphid)
Lineage: Eukaryota; Metazoa; Arthropoda; Insecta; Hemiptera; Aphididae
Product: protein ROP-like
Biological process (GO): vesicle-mediated transport
Source: RefSeq, a predicted model, not a curated record
AUGGGACUAAAGGAGAUUGCCAAAAAUCUUGUAGAAGAUUUGCUCAAAGUUCGCGAACCAGUAAAUCUGGAUGCCAUUUAUUUUUUGACACCAACUCAAAGUUCAGUCGCUGCACUUCUAAGCGAUUUUCCUUUGAAAGGAAAUACAAGGUAUAAAUCAGCUCACAUUAACUUCACUCAUGUGCAUUCUCUUGAAGAUUUUUCACAUGACCCUAAUCCUGAAAGCUCAUGCAAAAUUCCAUUAUAUUUAAAUUCAGUGACCAACAGUAAAUUUCUCAUUGCACUUGAAGUUGCAGUAACAUAUUUGGCCUACWCUUUACAACUCAGUAUUUCUCUAAAGAGCAAACAACAACAUCUUUCUAAGGAUCUAGUGUUUUCCUUGAACUGCCGCGAAACAUUUCAAUCGUGUUUUAAUUUCUUACUUGACAGUGCUCAAAUUCCUCAAUUGGAUUCUUUGGCAUUCGAGAUUGCCUCUGUUUGUUAUGUGUUGGAUGAAUAUCCAUCUAUUAAUUAUAAUAAAAGAAGUAAUAAUAAAAGUACAUUAGAAUUAGCACAAAUGGUACUGAAAGCACUGAAAAUAAUGAAAAUUGAUGCACCUUGCAUGGGUGAUAAUAAUGAAAAAAUCCGUUCGCAGUUAAUAAUAAUUGAUAGGUCAUUUGAUUGGAUCUCACUAAUUUUGCACGAGCUCACUUUCCAAGCAAUGGCUCAUGAUAAUUUUCUAAUAAAAAACAAUGUUUUUAUGUUUACUGAAAACGAUGCUCAAAAAGACGUAGUUUUUGACGAUGAAGAUGAGUUAUGGACGGAGCUCAAACAUCAACACAUUUAUAAUGUGGCAGAUAUUCUGAAAAAUAAAUUGAAGAAUUAUGUGGACUCUGGAAUCGUAUCAGCUAAUGAUGUUUCACGAAGUACAUCAGCUGGUGGUGUAUCUUAUGUUAUUAACAAACUUCCACAACAAAAAAAAACAUUGAAUAAUAUCACCAGAUAUAUGGGUGCACUUGAAAAAUGCAUGGAUUUCUAUGGAAAGCAUUUAGCGGACAUUUGUAUUUUCGAACAAGACCUAGUUAUGGGUAAAGAAGCCACUGGUGAUAAAAUCACUUACGAUGUUAAGAAGAGACUGACUUCUUUUUUAAUGGACAUAUCAGAAGAUAUUUUUAAAGAACUUGUUCAAAAUGCUCAACUUUCACCAGCUAAUAUACAAACUAUUAUCAAUUUGAAUAAACUUGGCGUUACCACUAUCAUAGAUGAAAAUAAUAAGAAACCGCCUAGUAAGACUAAACGUAAGGAUCGCGUCGAUGAAAAUACAUUCCAAGUUUCACGCUGGACGCCAAAGAUCAAAGAUAUAAUUGAACAUUGUAUAGAAAACAAAUUGGAUCCUGAAGAAUUUCCUUAUGCAUUUGUGAGAGAGCAUUCAACUAAAAAUAAUAAAGCGUCUAGGUAUAAUGCAACGUGGUACAAAGGAAAAGAUUCAAAACAACACAAUCCAAGAAUCAUACUUUUCAUAAAUGGUGGAGUUACCUAUUCAGAAAUUAGAAGUGUUUAUGAGGUAUCCAAAACCUUCAAAAACUGGGAUAUUGUAAUAGGUUCAUCCCAYAUAAUAACUCCAGAGGACUUCCUCCAAAACUUGUCUGAUUUAGGUGAACAUUAG